AUGGACAUUUUUUUAAAUCACCGAUUCCAAGAGGAUGAGGAGCGUUUUAUAAAAUGCAAUGGGGUUGGGGAGUCUGAGAGUUGGGGCCCUGAGACUGGGGUAGCAACCCCUUUACCUAUUAAGACCUUCCCUACCUUAGCCCCUGGACCAGACUCAGUGGACAUUUGUGCAAUUGCUCGCCCUGGAGAGAACCAGAUCAUUUUUAAACCAGAAAUAAUUUUUUUUAUUAUUGUUACGGAUUCUAUUUUUUUCCUCUUCUGCGUUACCAGGUGUGUGUGUGUACAUAUAUAUAUUAUACAUAUAUAUAUUAUAAAUAUCAAAGAAAUUAUAUAUCUAUCCUGGGAUGGGAAAAUGAGGGAGGGAUAUGUUUAA
Pipistrellus nathusii (Nathusius's pipistrelle) is the source of this 372-nucleotide messenger RNA. NCBI's taxonomy places the organism in Eukaryota, Metazoa, Chordata, Mammalia, Chiroptera, Vespertilionidae. The record is from the annotation of a GenBank genome assembly.